AAUCAUCAAAUUAGAAAUCACCAUAUCUCUUCUUGUUUGACUGAACCAUGGCUCAAGGAAGAGGUGGUGCAAUGGUGGCAAUGAAGGUGAUAUGUCUACUAGCGGUGGCACUUCAAUGUGAGGCAGCUAGUUUUCUCGUUGGUGGUUGGCCUGGUUGGAAUCCGAAGUUUGAUCUCGGCGCAAUGACCAGCGCGUACAAGGCCGGCGACAUUUUUGUGUUUAAGUACGUAGCAGGAUAUCACGAUGUUGUGGUAGUGAACAAGACGGUAUGAUCGGUGCACCAAGAGCCCAAGGGACAAGGUGUACACAAGUGGAGACGAUGAAAUUACCCUUAAGAAGGGUCCUAACUACUUCAUUUGUAGUUUUCCUGGUCAAUGUAAAACGAUGAAGCUUCAAGUACAUGCAUCUUAAAGAACAAAAUAACAAUAAUAAUAUAAUAAUUGUUAAUGAUAUUGAAGAAAUGAUCAAAUCUAUGCAUUUAUGUGUGUACUAAGAGUUCCAUGUGCUUUAAUUAUUGUUAUAUAUGGGUUAUGGUAUAAACAAGA
Messenger RNA from Helianthus annuus (common sunflower), 545 nucleotides. RefSeq lists its product as uncharacterized. Gene Ontology annotation, molecular function: electron transfer activity. NCBI's taxonomy places the organism in Eukaryota, Viridiplantae, Streptophyta, Magnoliopsida, Asterales, Asteraceae. The coding region runs from base 48 to 272 and encodes 74 amino acids. The record is from RefSeq and is a predicted model, not a curated record. The transcript has 2 exons.